Messenger RNA from Penicillium macrosclerotiorum, 918 nucleotides. RefSeq names its product NmrA/HSCARG family protein. NCBI's taxonomy places the organism in Eukaryota, Fungi, Ascomycota, Eurotiomycetes, Eurotiales, Aspergillaceae. Bases 1 to 918 code for a protein of 305 amino acids. The transcript is spliced from 2 exons. The record is from RefSeq and is a predicted model, not a curated record.
AUGGCCCAAGUUAUCCUUAUAACCGGCGCAACCGGUAAACAAGGCGGAAGUGUGGUUGACGCCUUGCUCAAAGCAGGGGCAGACGUUGAAAUACUUGCUGUCACUCGAGAUAGGUCCUCCAAAGGAGCCCAGAAACUCCAGGCGAAAUCUCCCACGAUCCAUUUGGUUGAAGGAGAUUUGGAUGAUCCCGAAACCAUCUUUGCAAAUGCUCAUAAGGUCUCUUCUCGGCCCAUCUGGGGAGUCUUCAGUGUUCAGGCUCCUGUUCCAGGUGGAUCUCACCAAGAUGCCGAAGAAAAACAAGGCAAAGGUCUUGUUGAUGCUGCCCUCAAGCACAAUAUCAAGCAUUUCGUAUACACCUCGGUAGAUCGUGGCGGAGAGGCAUCAAUCAACAACCCCACGCCCAUUCCUCAUUUUAUCAGCAAGCACCGCAUUGAACAACAUUUAAUUGAAGUGACGAAAGGUACCGAAAUGUCCUGGACAAUUCUUCGGCCAGUCGCAUUUCUCGAGAAUUUUACCCCGGAUUUUCUCGGCAAAGUCUUCGCUACUUGCUGGACGGUCGCUCUCAAACAAAAGCCACUACAGGUCAUUUCAGUGAAUGACAUCGGCUUCUUUGGCGGACAGGCCUUCAUGUUUCCAGACCGAUAUAAGAACCAAUGUCUUUCCUUGGCUGGUGAUGAGCUCACUUUUGACGAAAUGAGUAAGAUCUUCGAAGAAAAGACUGGCAAAAAGGUCCCUUUGACUUUUGGAUUUGUGGCUCGACUCUUGAUGUGGAUGAUGAAAGACCUUGGCUACAUGUUCCAGUGGUUCUACGACACUGGAUAUGGCGCGAAUAUUUCAGAAUUGAAAAAGAUGAACCCGGCUUUGAAGAACUUUCCAACUUGGCUCGAGGAGGACAGCGGCUUCAGAACACAGAAAUAG